AAAUUACAGCUGCUAUCAGCUGGACAUUUACGUAAAGAUGAGAACAAGUGUGAUGAAUAGUGAAAGCGAUUUUCCUUACGCUCUGUCAAGCCAUGUAUGAAUGAAGCGGUGGUGUAAACGCUCAAAUUUGAUAGUGAACACGUAAAAUGUGCAAUACGGUUUUAAAUGUGGAUCUCAAUAACGAGGGAUCAAAGUCAUCGUCGUGUCUGCGUGUUCAAGUGAACAAACUGACAUCUCGAGCGAUGGGAUGAAUGAGAAGUUCAACGAGAAGACGAAUCGCAAUUAAUUAUUAACUUACGUACCAUACAAACAUCGAAAUAAUAUCAGAGCUGUCAAUGUGUGCCAUAUUACAUAAAUAAAUGUAAGGCCUCAACCUUCAAAUCUGCUCGCUUUGAAGGUUAGGAUAGGUUAUGUAACACCUUUAUCCUUCACUUAUUUUCAAUCUUCGAACAACUUCAAAGGUCUGCGCAGAUAUCUGUUACUCUGUUUUGUCUAUCCGUCUAUUUAUCUGCAUCUUUAGUUCGAUACGAAGCAGUAAUCGCAGGUACAAUGGGCCUGCCGGAAAGUUUGGAAUCUAUACUAUUUCCAUCCGUAGCAGCUAUCUCAAAUUCAUCUUCAUCUCGGACGGCCAAAGAUUUGGAGAAAGACGUCAAUGCCACGGCCCAAGAAAAAAUACCACUCUCGUUGAUAAUGAAAAUAACGUCUCACGAUGCCAGGGAGUUUGCCUGUGGUUGGGGAGCGGCGGUGAUCAAUGUUACCGUCACGUAUCCCAUAAACAAGAUAAUAUUUCGUCAGAUUCUGGAAGGCGUGCCAGCAGGAGCGGCGGCGAAGCAGCUUUCCGAAGAAGGAGUCCGCCUUUUGUACCGAGGCAUCCUGCCGCCGUUGUGCCAGAAGACGCUCUCGCUGAGCAUAAUGUUCGGGGUGUACGAGGGGAGCCGGAAGCGGAUAUACCUGUUGACGAAAAACACGGGCCUUUCGAAGUUCCUCGCGGCGAACAUCGCGGGAACCGCCGAGGCGAUCCUGAUGCCGCUGGAGCGAGUCCAGACGCUGCUGCAGGACUGGCGCUACCACGAGAAGUUCAAGAACACUUCACACGCCUUCAGGCACCUCCUCAGGCACCAUGGGAUCCCGGAAUGCUACCGAGGCCUACUCCCGAUUCUGGUCAGAAACGGUCUGUCGAACCUAAUGUUCUUCAGCCUGAGGGACCAGUCGAAAAUCCUGAUGGAUGGGAGAGACACUCUGUUCACAAAUUUCGUGUGCGGCGCGCUUAUCGGUGGCCUAACCAGCACAGUUUUCUACCCGAUGAACGUCAUCAAGAUUCAUAUGCAAACUAAGAUCGGCGGUGAUUUCGAGAAAUUCUGGUCCGUUGUUAAGGAGAUUUAUGUAUCAAGAGACAAGAGCGUCGCUCACUUUUACAAGGGGGUUCAUCUGAAUUACAUGAGGUCGUUCAUCAGCUGGGGUGUAAUAAACGCCGCUUAUGAUUUUUUGAAGAAAAUCAUAUUCGUAUGAAUCCUGUGCUCGUCGGAUUAUUUUUUUUUUUAAAUCUGUUAUCGAGGUGUUUAGAAAGUCAACAAAAAAAAAAAACAAUGAAAAAACAUCACCGAGAAGAAUAACGCAAAUGCUCGAUGGAACGAUAUUUUUCUUUCGUUAUUAGUCAAUGUCUCGCGGUGUUAUUUUUCGUCUAGCAAUUUUUUUUUUUCAAAUCUUAUUUUUCAAUCUCCAACAUCUCUGGCAUUUAGUGUGUACCUAUAGUGUCAAUGGUGAUGCGGAAGCGAGAAAAAAAUGUUACACUUAACAUGUAUCACUGUACAAUUUUUAUAGUUUUUAGUUAGCGAAAAAUCUUUAUUUUUUAAAUGUUGAUUUGAAAGAAAGAAUGACCAAACAAAGUAAUAAAAAAAAAAAGAAACCCAGGAAACAAUCAAGAUCUCAUGAAUUCGAACUUGAUCGAUUAAUGGUUAUAGAAAUUACUGUUUUGUAAACUUUCUUUUAGUACCUAGUA
Messenger RNA from Diprion similis, 1999 nucleotides. Its product is annotated as mitochondrial nicotinamide adenine dinucleotide transporter SLC25A51. The record is from RefSeq and is a predicted model, not a curated record. The coding region runs from base 550 to 1509 and encodes 319 amino acids. The transcript is spliced from 3 exons. Lineage: Eukaryota; Metazoa; Arthropoda; Insecta; Hymenoptera; Diprionidae.